This is a messenger RNA of Penicillium verhagenii, 753 nucleotides long. RefSeq lists its product as uncharacterized. The coding region runs from base 1 to 753 and encodes 250 amino acids. The transcript has 5 exons. NCBI's taxonomy places the organism in Eukaryota, Fungi, Ascomycota, Eurotiomycetes, Eurotiales, Aspergillaceae. The record is from RefSeq and is a predicted model, not a curated record. Gene Ontology annotation, cellular component: cytoplasm; nucleus.
AUGAAGUUCCUUUGCCUUCAUGGUGCCAUUGGCAAUGUUGAUAAUAUUGGUAUUCAGCUGGCACCAUUGCAGAAAGACUUGGAAGCAGACAACACUGCUUCAUUCCAUUACAUCAAUGCGCCUGUGAAGAUCACACCUCCAGAAGGCUUCGAAGAAUAUUUCGGCGUUGGUCCCCAUUUCCGCUGGGCCGAUGAUGGAGGUGCUGCCGAGGACUCGAUGAUCAGCCGAGUCCGCAAGAUCCCCGAUGGUCAAAAUCCCGAAGAUGUGAUGCGCGAACUAAUCGGCGAUCGCAACGUCGUUUGGCUGAAUUACGAGGAGGUGAUGGCGUAUCUCUACGACACGAUGGAGAAGGAUCCCGAGAUUCAAGGGAUCAUUGGAUAUAGCGAGGGAGCCUCCAUUGCCGCUACUUUGAUUGUCGAUGAGCAGAAGCGUGCACGAGCAACGGGUCGCCUGCGACAGAUCAAAUGCGCCAUGUUCUUCACUGGGUGGCCUCCAAUGCAUCCAGUAGACGGGGUUCUUCUGGCGGAUGAGUGUGAUGUGAUGAUUGAUUUACCCAGUCUACACGUUAUUGGGGCAAAUGAUCCUUUCCGCCACGGUGCAUACGCCUUAUACAACGUUUGCGACCCUGAUACGGCACAGUUCUUUGACACAGGCAAAGGACACACCAUUCCACGUUCCGGUCUCGUCAUUCAUGAGCUCGGGGAUGCGGUUCGAGGCUUGAUUGAAAAGGCUUUGAGUCCAGAGGAAUAUUAG